AUGUCUACUGAUUUAGUUGAAGGGAAUGUAUUUAGUUAUGAAAACUGUGUUGUUCUAUCUCAGUUAGACAGUUUGGAAUUUGGUGUUUUCAAACUAGACGCUUCUGAAUCACAUGAACGUCGCGAAUUACUUGAAAAGGCAGUGGACUACUUUGAUAGUAUAAUCUCUCAGACUGUCUUAGAAGUUGAGGAAGAACGUGCUAUAGAAGAAAGUGAAGCUCUUACUAAAGUCGAGACAGGUAUCUUAGAGGAGAAUUCAAACACAGUACGAUACAGGAUAUACGAGAAAUACGCAGCGCGCCUUGAGAAACUUAUUGAACCACAAAUUUACCUAUAUCUUGGACAUUUCCAGCUGUUGCUUAAUCGCUUUGACGACGCACUAUCUGCUUAUCUCAAGUUUGAAUCUCUUUGUCCGAAACAAUCUUCAGUCAAUUGUGCUUUCCUCUACGGACUAGGUCUGUGUUGUUUUCGCUUCAAUGCUUUCAACAGGACAAUAAAGCUAUUCCAACAAAUUUUAUAUCUUCAACCUUGGUUCCCAAAGUGCAAAGAAAUACAUAUUCGUCUUGGUUACAUUUACAAAGUACAAAAUAAUUUUGAACGAAGUUUACGACAUUUUCGACAAGCUCUCAACGACUCUACACCCGGUACAUUUAAUCGAGUUGAAUUACGUUUUCACAUUGCACAUUUGUUCGAAGUGUGUGGUAAACCCAAACAAGCGAAAACUGAAUACUUCCAAUUGUUAGAUACUGAGAAAAGUGACGCUCCGCCGCAUAUCCGACAUCUUUGUCUACGACAGUUAGCUUGGCUUCAUCAUACAGGUGCUCUUGGACCAAAACCUGAAUCGCCUAAUGAAAAAGGCCUGGAUGUACAGUGGUUACAAAGUGCUCUGGAAUUAGACAAUACAAAUGGUAAGACCUGGUAUCUACUAGGUCGUUGCCAGGCUGCUUUAAAUCAUGUUCAAGAAGCUUUUGCCGCGUAUAGAAGUUCUAUAGACAAAACGGAGGCUAGUGCAGAUACCUGGUGUUCCAUUGGUGUGCUCUAUCAAGAGCAGAACCAACCAAUGGAUGCUCUUCAAGCUUAUUUUUGUGCUGUACAAUUGGAUAAAUGUCAUGUUGCAGCAUGGGCUAAUCUUGGUACAUUAUACGAAAGUAUGCAACAAUAUAAAGAAGCCUUAAAAUGUUAUAAAAAUGCAGUAAAUGCUGAUAAGAAUAAUGAGGUUCGUCCUGAGAUUCGUUCUCGUUUAUCUGUAUUACAACAAUUGGUGCCAAAACUAUCGGAGAAAACCACUGGUAACCUAUUGAAUGGUACUAACAACAAUGGAGCUACAUCUAAUCAAGGUGGUAAUGGUUCCGGUCAAGCACCUGGUGGUGGUGUUGGUGUUGGUGGGAUAACCAAAUUACCAACAGUUGAUGAAGCCUGGAGUUUACCGAUACCAGCUGAAUUGACUCAACGUCAACUUCAAUUAAUGUUACAAGAAGCAGCAGCUUCCAAUGAUACUGGAGGUGGUGUUGUUGGUUCUUCUAAACGUUCUGAAAAACACUUAGCAGGUCUUCUAUUAACGCCUUCUUCUCCUUCACAAUCACUAAUUAGGAAACGCAAUAGUUGGCGACAAUCUGAAUGCAACAGCUCUUCUUCUAAGACUGAAGAAACUGAUGAUUGUGGUACAUCUAUGUCUAAAAAGUCUCGUCAAAGUGAUCCACCGUCUACAAUACCUGUCCAACCGUUAACUAGUCAACAAAUACAAUUAUUGAAUACCUUACAGUCACAAGGCAGUUGUUUAACAGCUUCACAACGUCAAACACUUAACAAUUUACAAUGUCAAGCAUUAAGAUAUCAUCAAUACAAAUUGACACAAAACCAGAACACAUCGAAAACAUGCAAAUCAGGCAGUGAUUUUACCGAUGAAGCUGCUUCAACCUCUGGUGGUGGUGGUGGGUCAGCUGGAGCUUUUCAUGGUGGUGAGACUACUGCAACAACAGGUAGUUCUAGUGCUGAUCGUAAUCCAUCCAGUGUAACUGGUGCAGAUACAGUUGAUUUAUUUCCCACGGAAGAUGACGACUUGACUGCAGUUGUUAACACUCCAGGAUCUUCUGGUCAUUUACCAGAAGAAGACUUGGGCUUUUUAACAGAUGAUUUACUUGCACAAUUGAAUGGAUCAGAAGCCGCAGCUGGAUUAGAUCUUGUAGAAUUAGCUUUAUUCACAACUGGUUCAGGCGCUGGUGAUCAACGACCUGCAAGUAAUAAUAAUAAUAGUAGUAGUAAUACCAAUCAAAAUUUAGCGGAUGAGAAAUCCAGUCAAUCGAAAUGUGGUGAUUCGUCAACAGUCAGUCCAGCCCCUUCAAUAGCUAACAAUAAUAAUAAUAACAACAAUAAUCCGACACAGUCUAUUGAUUUAGAUACAUAUAAGAAGGAUCAAAUAGAUAUAAAGGAUUGUUUAACACAAGAACUCGGUGUUGAUCCCCUCAUUAAUCCCUCAGGUGAUUCAUCAUCUUCGGAACCUGCUGAUUUGCAUGCUUAUUUAACUAAACCGCUGAACCCUCCAACCAGUGUAACUGCGGCUUUACAUGUCAAUAUGUCCUCUUCACAAAUUCUAUCAUCAAUUCGUGGUCUUGGACGUUCUGGUGGACCAUGGUGGCCUGGUUUACUACCUGAAGGCAGUCCUAUACCAAAACCUCCAGCAAAACCUUAUCCACCUCCACCAAAAGAUAAACUUCUACCGCCAACACCAAGUGUUUAUUUAGAAAAUCGUAAUGAUGCGCAUUCACUUGAAUUAAUGCGUUAUUGUUUUACACAACCAGUUGUUGUAAUCCGUGGAUUGGCUGGUGCACUUCGACUAGAUUUAGGCUUAUUCUCUACUAAAUCAUUAGUAGAAUCUAAUCCAGAACAUCGAGUUGAGGUUCGAACUCAACGUCUUCAACCACCUGAUCAAAAUCUUGACUCUCAAGGACGUACUGUAUGGUUUUGUGAAUCGCCUAAAACUACAACAACUAUUGCUAAAUAUGGUGCUUAUCAAGCUGCUUCAUUUAUUGAAGCGAUAAAAGAAGAAAAAAUUGUAAAUUUCUCCACUAGUACACCAGCUACAUCAACUCCAACUUCACAUGCAGCUUCUAAUUUAUCGACAGAUCCCAAGUCUUCUACUGGCGGCGGUGGUGGUAACUUAAUAAAUGCCACACCAGGAAGUGGACGAAAAAAUUCAUCUCACUGGCCAGGUGAAUCAACAAAUACCGAAUCUAAUACACCUGGAGUAAAUCAUCCUCAUCAAACUGGCACAAAAUUACCAAAUGAUGAAAAUCAACCGGUUACACAUUCACAAAAUACAGGCAAAUCGAAAUUAAUACGAUUUGGAACAAAUUGUGAUCUUUCAGACCAGAAGAAAUGGUUACCUCAAUUACAUGAAUUAACUAAACUGCCAAUAUUUGUACGUGUUGUCAGUGCUUUCAGUAUGCUUAGUCAUGUGGGUUAUCCUCUCUUAGGAUUGAAUACGGUUCAACUUUAUUUAAAAGUUCCUGGAUCUCGAACACCAGGUCAUCAAGAGAAUAAUAAUUUUUGUGCUGUUAACAUGAAUAUUGGUCCAGGUGAUUGUGAAUGGUUUGCUGUCCCAGAACAGUAUUGGGGUGCAAUACAUGAUUUAUGUGAAAAGAAUAAUGUUGAUUACUUAACUGGUUCUUGGUGGCCAGAUUUAGAAACUUUGUAUAAAGAAGAGAUUCCAGUGUAUCGAUUUAUUCAACGUCCUGGUGAUUUAGUUUGGAUUAAUGCUGGUACAGUACAUUGGGUACAAGCAGUUGGUUGGUGCAAUAAUAUUGCAUGGAAUGUUGGCAGUAUGACAGCAAGACAAUAUCAACUAGCUAUUGAACGUUAUGAAUUUAAUCGUCUACGUGGAGUAAAAUCUGUUGUCCCAAUGACACAUCUUAGUUGGCAAUUAGCUAAAAAUAUUAAAAUAUCAGAUCCUGGAUUAUUUGAACUUAUCAAGCAUACAUUGCUUCGUAGUCUUGCUCAAUCUCAGUUGAUGACAGACUUUUUAGAGAAUAUGGGUUUAAGUAUUAAACAUCAUGGGAAAAGACCGGAUGACAUUGCUCACUCCUGUCAUGAUUGUGAGAUUGAAGUUUUCAAUCUACUAUUUGUUUUAUCACAAGAUAAAAAAUUAGUGGUUAGAUGCUUAGAUUGUGCACGUCGUAUGGAUCCUAGUUUAAAAACAUUCAUUAUCCUAUCAGAGUAUUAUAUACAUGAACUUGCUGAAAUCUAUGAUAAAUUCCAGUUGCAAACUCAACCAAUUACUGCCUAUCCCGUUGGUAAGACUUAA
Messenger RNA from Trichobilharzia regenti, 4299 nucleotides. The record is from the annotation of a GenBank genome assembly. Lineage: Eukaryota; Metazoa; Platyhelminthes; Trematoda; Strigeidida; Schistosomatidae.